AUGUCACAAGAUACUUUACUCAUUCCAGGUCCAGUGACUCUCUCUAAAAAUGUAAUCAAUACCCUAGGUUCACAAUCUCUGUCACAUUUAAGUCCAGAAUUUACAUCAAUUUUCAAAGAAGCUUUACAAAAUUCAAGAUCUUUAUUCAAAGCGCAUCCUCAAAGGGGUCAACCUCUUAUUAUUGCCGGUUCUGGUACCCUAGGGUUCGAUCUAGUGGGCACUAACUUGAUCGAUCCUAUUAAUGAUAAAAUACUCUUACUUUCAACUGGUUUCUUCUCCAAUGAAUUUGCAACAUGUCUUGAGCAAAAUUACAAGGUACAACAUCUAAAUAUUUUAAAAGCCCCCAUUGGAGGUGUCGUACCCAUGGAUCAAAUUGUAAAUUCUUUACAGCAAGAUAAUUAUAAAGCUAUUAUAAUGACACACGUUGACACAUCUACUGGAGUGCGUAGUGAUGUGGAAAAAAUAAGUCAAGUCGUGAAGAAAAUUAGUCCCAACACAUUAAUUGUCGUCGAUGCAGUCUGUUCACUUGGUUGUGAAACAUUGAAAUUUCAUGAUUGGGGGUUGGAUUUCGCACUUUCCGCGUCACAAAAGGCUUUGGGUAUGGCACCUGGACUUUCAGUAUGUAUGAUUAGUGAUAGAGCAUUGGAUGUGGCUCUGGACGAGAAAACUAAACCUACUGGUUUCUAUGCUUCUAUUAAAAAUUGGUACCCUGUCUUAAAAAAUAGUGAAUUGGGUGUUGCCACUUACUUUGCCACGCCCCCAGUACAAUUGAUUGCUGCUUUAAACGUUGCUCUGAAAGAAAUUCUUAGUUAUAAAUAUAAAGGAUUGGUUGGAAUCGAUGCUAGGGUGGCUAAGCAUGCAGAUGUCAGUAAAUGGUUCAAAACAAAAAUGGUACAAGAGCUCCAUUUAAAAUUACUUCCUUCCUCUGAAAAAAAUGCUGCAAAUGGGUUGUCUGCAAUUUAUGCUGAUGAUCCAGCUUCCCUGAUAUCGUAUUUGAAAAAUGAGAAGCACAUCAUCGUUGCGGCAGGAAUUUUGAAAGAAAUCAAAUCGAAAUAUUUUAGAGUCGGCCACAUGGGCGUGUCUGCUUGUGAUGACUCCUUAGGCCAAUUAGGAAGUUGCUUUGAUGCAAUUCAAGAGAUUCUGCAACAAUAG
Kazachstania africana CBS 2517 is the source of this 1152-nucleotide messenger RNA. RefSeq names its product alanine--glyoxylate transaminase (gene AGX1). Gene Ontology annotation, cellular component: peroxisome. The coding region runs from base 1 to 1152 and encodes 383 amino acids. Gene Ontology annotation, molecular function: L-serine:pyruvate transaminase activity; L-alanine:glyoxylate transaminase activity. NCBI's taxonomy places the organism in Eukaryota, Fungi, Ascomycota, Saccharomycetes, Saccharomycetales, Saccharomycetaceae. The record is from RefSeq and is a predicted model, not a curated record. The transcript has a single exon.